AAAACUGAAUUGAGGCUUUUUAGUAUUAGGGUUCAUUAACUUUUUAGUUACAAGGAAAAGAGGUUGGGUUCUUCUCAUUCGGCAAGGCCCUAGCUUGAAUCUCCUCGACGGCAGACGACUAUGGCGCAAGGCUUCAGGUUGGGUGGUUCUCGGCGACGCAGGGGCUCAACACACUCGGUUCUUCUCGGCGAUGGCCUCAGGCGACGCAAGAGCUCAUCGACACAAGACUUCUGGCUCAUCGACGGGUGGUUCUUGGCUGGCGGUGAUUGGUGGUUCUUGGCUGGCAGUAACUGGUGGUUCUCAUAGCCACGAGCAUAUUCUUUGCCACCUUCUAAUGUGCUUCUGAUCAAGUGGAUUCACCAGUGGGUUCUAUUCAUCCAGGGGGAGUGUCAGUGAUGCAUUGUGGCCUUGCUGAUAUGUGUGAUCUUCUCGUCGAAAAGAGUUUGUUGUUAAAUCGAUGUAAUUGAAUAUGAGCGUUUGAGAAAUUCUUGAAGGCAAUGGUUAAUCGUGAAUAAAUAGUUAUAGCACAUUAUUCCUUUUUUGCUUGUUCUUGUGUAAUGUCUGUUGACAUUGGCCAUUUCAUUCUGUUAAUGAGUAGACAACAAGAACAUCAUAGCAAUGAAUCUUUCAUUGCUAGUAUUAUUGGCAUUCAUCGUUGUAUAUGUUUACUUGUAUGAAUUACUCUCACAUAGCAUCCUUACUAAUUAAAGGUUAUGCAAAAUUUGAAAUAAACUACUGGUUUUAAUCUUUUCCAUGUUGAUUUUCACUCAUUUAUUUGUAUUUUCUGAGAGGCUAAAAACGUGAAAAUCCCACUCCCGACCCUGGACAUAACUUCAUUCUAGGUUACCCUUGUUAGGGCUCCUACGGGAGUUUUACAGUUUUUCCAGUUCCAGUGUUGUUUUUCAAUGCUGUUAAAGAGGGCUGAGUAAGGUAAAUGCAUGAUAUAUGUCCAAUAUUGCCUGAUCUCAUGACACAGAUGUUUCUUUAUGAUAGAUGACAAGCGCUUGGACAAAUAUGAGCAUUGCAAUCAUACAUAGGGAUAUAGAGAGGGAUGGGGAGAUUCAAUGUGGAGUUAUGGGUGUUAGUUUUUUAUAAUUGGAGAUUCUUGCUCACUCUCAGAAGAUCUAUACAUACAUCUGCUAAUAUUCUGGAGAGGAUGAGGAGAUCAAAUUUUAUUUCAAUAUAUUUUUUGCUUUGGAGCAUCUUGGAGCAAUGGAGCUUGUGGAGCACAGCUCACCUCGAGGAUUGCUCUCUUGGUUUUGAUUGAUUCUUGAUGAUUAAGAAUGUCAAAAGUUAGAGACAGGACUGAGGAUUUUAAAGAUGCCGUGAGGCGCACUGCUGUUUCUUUGGGAUAUGAUGAGUCUAAAUUGGCCACCAUUUUGGCAAAUUUUAUUAUCCACAAGCCUCGCCAAAGAUCAGCUUUUACUAGAGGCGCACUGAAAAUACUUGAGAGCAUUAAAACACUAGAACAGUUUAUGUUGAAACAUCAUAAAGAUUUUGUGGAUCUACAUCGCACUACUGAGCAGGAGAGAGAUAGCAUUGAGCAUGAAGUUGGUGCCUUUAUUAAAGCAUGCCAAGAUCAAAUUGAUGUUUUAAAAAACAGCAUAAAUGAUGAAGAAACAAAUUCAACGGGCUGGCUUGGCAUUCGGGUUGAUAAAUAUAAUGCUGAUACUGUAGCACACAAACAUGGGGUGGUUUUGAGUUUGAGUGAGAAGCUUCACUCUGUGACCUCACAAUUUGAUGGCACCGCCUCCACCACCUCCAACAGACCAAGCUUUUGAUGAAAAUUUAAGAGAGUCGCCAUCUAUUCAGUUCAGGAGUCACAAGAUGAUUCUUAGUUUAUUUACAUUAAUUUACUAAGGAAUGAACUUUAUGAAGUUUUUUUUAUUUUAGUAGGGGUAACUUUAAAAUGAUAACUUUAUCACUUAUUUUAGUAUUGAACAUUGUAAAGAAUUUUAGCAUUAAACAUUUUAUUAUUGAAUGGUUUUUUAUAGUUUA
Molecule: messenger RNA, 1998 nt
Organism: Humulus lupulus (European hop)
Lineage: Eukaryota; Viridiplantae; Streptophyta; Magnoliopsida; Rosales; Cannabaceae
Product: syntaxin-81-like
Exons: 7
Coding region: 1284-1781 (165 amino acids)
Biological process (GO): retrograde vesicle-mediated transport, Golgi to endoplasmic reticulum
Cellular component (GO): endoplasmic reticulum; SNARE complex
Source: RefSeq, a predicted model, not a curated record